Messenger RNA from Sphaerulina musiva SO2202, 2190 nucleotides. Its product is annotated as aspartyl-tRNA synthetase. Gene Ontology annotation, cellular component: aminoacyl-tRNA synthetase multienzyme complex; cytosol; cytoplasm. Gene Ontology annotation, biological process: aspartyl-tRNA aminoacylation. Bases 18 to 1727 code for a protein of 569 amino acids. The record is from RefSeq and is a predicted model, not a curated record. Lineage: Eukaryota; Fungi; Ascomycota; Dothideomycetes; Mycosphaerellales; Mycosphaerellaceae. Gene Ontology annotation, molecular function: RNA binding; aspartate-tRNA ligase activity; ATP binding. The transcript has 4 exons.
CCUGACCCAUCCUCAGCAUGUCGGAACAAGAAUUGCCCACCCGACCCAAAGAGAACGAGGCCCCCGCAGAAGCCGCUGCCGAUGGAGAAAAAGGGCCCAGCAAAUCUGCGCUGAAGAAGGCGGCAAAGGAAAAGGAGAAGGCGGAGAAGAAGGCGAGACUGGCUGCAGAGGAGGCUGCGAGAAAGAAAGCCGACGAGGCCAACGAUGUGUCCAAGGAGGAUUAUGGCGAGCUGCCAAUGGUACGGGAGACAACAGGACCCAAGUACGAGACGUUUCUCGAUCUUGCAGCCGAGUAUGAUGGGAAAGACUUCAAGUCUGCGGAUGCACCCAAAGUGGUCUUCCGUGCCACUGUCCUGAAUGCGAGGAAUCAGAGCGCCAAAUUGUCGUUUCUCACUUUCGCGCAGCAGGAACAGACCAUUCAAGCUGUCGUGGCGGGAAGCGAGACUCUCAGCAAGCAAAUGGUCAAAUUCGCGGGCAGCAUACCCACAUUGAGUGAAGUCUUCGUGCAUGGAGUACUCAACAAGCCAUUCGAACCAGUCAAGAGCACGACCGUGCAGAAUCUCGAAGUUCAUGUGACGAAGCUGUACCUGCUGAACAAGGCCGACCAGCAGUUGCCGCUUCAAGUGGCCGAUUGUGAAGGACGUAUCCCAGCUGAAGGUGCUGAGAACGACGUGCCAGAGGACGGCAAAGCCAUUGUGUCCAUCGACACGAGGCUGAACAAUCGUACUCUUGACCUGACGGCAAGCCUUAACCACUCUAUCCUCAAGAUCAGAGCUGGUGUCAAGAAGCUUUUCCGGGAGUAUCUUGAGAAGCGCGGCUUCCUCGAUGUCGAUGUACCGGAAAUGCUCGGAGCUGCCACCGAAGGUGGUGCUUCUGUGUUCGAGGUUAAGUACUUCGAAAAGAAAGGCUACCUCGCACAGUCCCCACAAUUCUACAAGCAACGACUCAUCGCUGCUCGCUUCGAAAAGGUCAUGAUGAUUGGACACGUCUUCAGGUCAGAGAACAGCAACACCAAUCGCCAUCUGACUGAAUUCGUGGGACUUGAUCUGGAGAUGGCCUUCAACCAGCAUUACCACGAAGUCGUGUCAUUACUUGAAAACCUCUUCCUGUCCAUCUUCAAUGGCCUCAACGAACGCUACAAGAAGGAGACCGAGCACGUGAGAACUGUUUAUCACGUGGAGCCGUUCAAGCUGCCGGAAGCCGGCAAGGUCCCACGACUCGAGUUCAAGGAGGGUAUCCAGAUGUUGCGCGACGCAGGGGAAGAAAUUGGAGACUUUGACGAUUUGAGCACGCCUCAGGAGAAGAGGCUUGGUGCUCUGGUCCUGGAAAAGUACGGCUCUGACUUCUAUGUACUCGACAAGUACCCUCUCAUCGUGAGACCUUGGUACACGAUGCCUACCACGGAGACCCAAGCCAACUACGACCCCAAAGACCCCAAUGCUGGCUACUCCAACUCCUACGACUUCUUCAUGAGAGGACAAGAAAUCAUGUCUGGUGCUCAACGUAUCCACAAGGCAGAAUUCCUCGAGAAGAGAAUGAAGGAGCACCCCAAUGCCGUCGAUCCCAAACACCCCGGCAUCGCUCCCUAUGUCGAUGCUUUCCGACAAGGUUGCCCGCCACACGCUGGCGGCGGUAUCGGUCUUGAGCGCAUUGUCAUGUUGUGGUUGGGUCUUCCCAACGUGCGACUGGCGACUGCCUUCCCCAGCGACCCGCGUAGAUUGCCAUAAAAAGGUGAUGGUAUUGCAGCUACGCCGGCGUUGUGGAGUGCGUAUGAAGCGUUCGCGCAACAAAAGCAUGGAAUACGAGCAGUCUGAGCCGCGAGGCAGCAGAUAUGCGAACGAGACGAAUGAGAAAAUGCCUGAAGAAAUCGGCCAGUCAUCACUGAGCCCAUCCUGACUUUGGCUUUUAUCAUGUCCAUAUCUCCUCGCCGAGCUGUCGAUGCGUGCAAAUGCUCUCAAGUAGGACUCUGGUCAAUGCUCAUGACUGUACAGACUAUAGCACUCACCAAGAUGUAGUUCUAUCGUCCCUCUUUGGCGUUGCCUCUCCAGAAACCGCCAUCACCUUCCCCCAAAAGAAAAUUGCGCGCCUUACAGCUUUGUGCGCUCAACCCGGAAGCCAUAGAAUGACGAAAUUAUCGGCUCGGUAGUACAUAGGAAGAUAGGAAGAAAUUGAACCGAAUAGUAGUAGACG